Molecule: messenger RNA, 836 nt
Organism: Pisolithus orientalis
Lineage: Eukaryota; Fungi; Basidiomycota; Agaricomycetes; Boletales; Pisolithaceae
Exons: 3
Coding region: 45-773 (242 amino acids)
Biological process (GO): protein complex oligomerization; [2Fe-2S] cluster assembly
Cellular component (GO): mitochondrion
Molecular function (GO): protein-folding chaperone binding; ATPase activator activity
Source: RefSeq, a predicted model, not a curated record
GCGGUUACAUUAUUACAUAUCGAUUCCACCUGCACCAUCCGGCCAUGUUGCGUCUCUCAGCGCACUCGCUACUUGUCAGCAGGGUUGCCCACAGCCCAGUUUGUCUACGAGGCAGGUUCCGCUCAGACCUCCAAUCGUUGAGACUGGUGUCAACCACGCACAUCACCUCACUGACCAGGACAUGUCCUUCAUGCGGAGCACUGCUCCCUGCACGGCUACCCGUCUGUCUGUCCUGCAACUGGAUUUCCGGAGUUCACAAUUCGAUCCCUUUCCAUGAACUGAUGGGGCUGCCGUAUAGCCCGAACCCGUUUGUGGUGGAUACCGCUCUCCUCAAGCGUCGCUUUUUGGAGGCCCAGCGGAUAUGCCAUCCCGAUGCAUGGGCUACGAAGACCGAGCCAGAAAAGGAGGCAGCACUCGAGCUAUCCAAUACUGUAAACGCAGCAUACAAAACCCUAACUUCCCCACUUCAUCGAAUAGAGUAUAUCCUGAAGCGCAAUGGUGUAGAAUUGGAGGAGGCGGACCAAUUAAACGAUUUCGAACUCAUAAACGAGAUUAUGGAAGCCAGGGAGGAGAUCGACAACGUGCAACCUGGAAAUGCAGACCGACUACAUGGGUUGCGGGACGAGAACAACGCUAAAAUAUUGCAACUGGUGAAAAUGAUAGAGAGGCUGGUUGCGAAGGCUGACUGGAGGGAGACAAAGAAUGCCGCCAUAAGGCUGAAGUACUUGGACGGAAUAGAACAAGCAAUACGGCGACGACUGGAGAUUAUGUAAUACUACAACAAACUAUAGAUUCUAAUAGUGGUGCUCAAGGUGGCACUGGAUGGCUCUGGAAGC